UAUCCAUAUAGAGUCAUGAGUCAUAGAGUCUGAGUUCGACCUUGACGGCCAUGGCUCUUUGGGCCGCUUUCUCAUUGGCCUUGCCACUUGGACUCGCCGAAGCGCGUCCACCCAGCUUCGCACAUGUCGUGAACCUGAUGCCCAAGGAAGAUAUCGGCCAGCGCGUUGCGAUGGCCAGUUGGCUCCAUGCUCGCCAGCUGGCAGCAGCUGCUGAGAUCAAUGUCUCCUUGUACACCGUGGAAAUUGCUGGAGAGCCUCGGGUCUCGCGUGCCGCCGCGUUCAUUCCGCUCCCCGAGCUCACGAGAACCUCGAGGCGCAUCCUGGCAAGUCGCUCGGAGCAUGUUCCUUCGAUGCCAUUGGCUCGAGAUAUUUUGGAAAGGGCCUCGCAGGUCGAUGCGGACUAUGUGGUUCUGACCCUUGCUGAUAUCUCGUUGAUGCCAAACUUUUAUGAAGAGGUGCUUAGCAUGUUAAGAUUUUUCCAAGAUCGGGGUACUUCCCCUGCGCUCAGCAUUCAUCGUGUGGACUUAUAUGGUUGGAGUAGGCUGGUCAACGACGUGGAGGAUGAAUCGUUGAUCAAGCUAAGCCCCUUCUUCAACCAAACUCUGAAGCAUCAGCAGUUGCACCCCGGCAGCGACUGCUUCGUGUUUGAGCGGAAGAAGAUCCCGGCGAUGAUCGCCGGGGUGGGUUACGUUUUUCAGGGUGGAGCACCUUAUGGGCAGCUGCUGCUUUCUGCCAUGGACCAAGUGGCAGAUCUGCAGAUCAUUGAAGGCAGGAAGUUGACCUUCCAUCUCAGCUUCACUCGUGGGGGCUUUGUUUGGAAUGCUCCUGCAACUGAAGCGACGGAGUUCCUAGCCUACAACAACGUGGCGGGCUUUGGAUUCUCUUCGGUUCCUUCCAUUUAUGAAUCUUUUCCCAGAACGACCACGAUCUUCGAAGAGACCCUGAGUAAUUUCAGAGUAUCCCCUGAAGUGUCGCUGGAGAAGGACGGCUACUUCUUGGAUCCAGACGUGUGUUUUCCGGAGAAUGGAACCAUUUCAGGAGUUGCAAUGGUUCUAGCAGGCACUCCCAAUGCGACCACCACAGGCAGCGACAAAGCUCCAGGAACAGUCAUGGGCCUUGGAGUCUGGCGCAAAGGCAGCUGGACACGCGCACGGCUGAGACAUGUUCGCCGAAUGUUUGAGCUCCCAGUGGGUCUCAGAAGGUAUGGCUUCACACCUUCCCAAGUGAUUCUGAUGGCAAAAAUCCCCUUUCAAAGUGGGGAUUGCUUUGGGUGGGUUUGGAAUCAUCACUGGGCUGGGGUUCAUCUCGGAUUGGCAGAGCAGAGCCAAGGGCAUGUGCUGUACGCAGCCCAUAGCCCGGCAUUUCAGCCGAGCAUCUUCAACUUGUCGCAGCGGCUUCCCGGCAAGUUUACGCUGAGACCAAUUGUCAUAUAUGACAAGAUGAUCGCGUCAGUGUUUGGGUGACAAAGGUGGGCCAUUUUGACGCUGUUGUGGGAUUGUACAUGUACGCCAUGACAUGCCAUGACACGACACCUUGAGCAGCUGUUGGUAUCAAGGUAAAGCCAUUUUGGACCUUCAGAAUUCAACGAUCGUCACCGGGAGAGAUCAAUGUCAGGAUGUCGACGCUGUUUGUUAUAUAAAGGAUGUUCAAGGUCAGCUGGAUCUUCUCGGGCUGAGAGCUUUAUUCAGCCAAUGUCAGUUCUUCUGUUGUUCGUUCGAGACGGUUUCAUGACAGGGAGUCCACACACACAAGGGCUCUAUGAUUUUCUGACGGCCUCGGGAGAGCCCAGCAACAUCGUCCAAAGCUGAAGACCCACC
Durusdinium trenchii is the source of this 1817-nucleotide messenger RNA. NCBI's taxonomy places the organism in Eukaryota, Dinophyceae, Suessiales, Symbiodiniaceae. The record is from the annotation of a GenBank genome assembly.